This is a messenger RNA of Jaculus jaculus (lesser Egyptian jerboa), 1500 nucleotides long. It is a transcript of the gene Znf385b, whose product is annotated as zinc finger protein 385B. NCBI's taxonomy places the organism in Eukaryota, Metazoa, Chordata, Mammalia, Rodentia, Dipodidae. The transcript is spliced from 8 exons. The record is from RefSeq and is a predicted model, not a curated record. Gene Ontology annotation, cellular component: nucleus. Gene Ontology annotation, molecular function: zinc ion binding; nucleic acid binding. The coding region runs from base 313 to 1500 and encodes 395 amino acids.
GCACGUUGACAGUGCUUCUGGCUUCAGCACGCAUGGAGAUACAGAUUGAAAUUGCUCGGCUUUCUUUACAAAUGACUCAGAGCGUGCCUGUCCUUCCCUAAAAUGUUGCCAGCGUGUAAAGGAUUUUCAAUGAGCAGUGCAAUAAGCCAGCAAGUGGGAAGGUUGGAGCGGCACUGAUGUAACGUGGGGCUGUCACACGGAUAAUCAGGCUGGAGCCAAGUCCCCGUAGCACUGUGCAUCACUCUGGUCAUAUCCUGGAAGUUUUGUUUACCCAACUUGGUUGCUGGUGAAGCUGCCGAGAGCCCUGCGAGGAUGUGGAGUGGACUUCCUAGCAGAGGCAGUACAUGCCACACCACUACCCUUCCUGCUCUUGUGCGCACUCCUGCCCUGGUGAUGCAGCCUUCACUGGAUAUCAAACCAUUCAUGUCUUUUCCAGUGGACAGUAGUUCUGCUGUUGGGCUCUUUCCAAAUUUUAACACAAUGGAUCCCGUGCAGAAAGCUGUCAUUAACCACACAUUUGGUGUGUCCAUUCCUCCAAAGAAGAAACAAGUGAUUUCUUGUAAUGUCUGCCAGCUUCGCUUUAACUCGGAUAGCCAGGCCGAGGCCCACUACAAAGGAAGUAAACAUGCCAAGAAGGUCAAAGCACUAGAGGCAACGAAAAAUAAACCCAAAAUGGUUUCUUCCAAGGACAGCACAAAGGCUAACCCCAGCUGCGCCAUCACUGCAAUCCCAGGCAACAGCUCUGACAAAUCAGAAGACAAAGGGAAGUUGAAAGCCAGUGGUUCCAGCCAGCCACUGGGCUCCGAGGGCACCUCCUUUCUCCUCAAACCUGGCACAGCCCCUCUGCCACCUGGAGCUGCUGCUGCUCCCUCCAAGAACACAAAUGGAGAUCCCAGCUCUGCUGCUGAAUCAGAAGAAGAAAAAGCCAAAAAAUUACUUUAUUGUUCACUAUGCAAAGUGGCCGUGAACUCAUUGUCACAGCUAGAGGCUCACAACACAGGAUCUAAACAUAAGACCAUGGUUGAGGCUCGCAAUGGAGCUGGUCCAAUUAAGUCCUAUCCGAGACCCGGGUCAAGGUUAAAGAUGCAGAACGGCAGUAAGGGGUCAGGACUGCAGAACAAGACCUUUCAUUGUGAAAUCUGCGAUGUUCACGUGAACUCAGAAAUUCAGCUCAAACAGCACAUUUCUAGCCGAAGGCAUAAAGAUCGUGUUGCAGGGAAACCUCUGAAGCCGAAAUACAGCCCCUACAACAAACUCCAGCGGAGCCCCAGCAUUUUAGCAGCAAAGCUUGCAUUCCAGAAGGACAUGAUGAAGCCGCUGGCCCCGGCCUUCCUGUCGUCGCCCCUGGCGGCGGCGGCGGCCGUGUCCUCGGCGCUGUCCCUGCCGCCGCGGCCCUCGGCGUCGCUGCUGCCGGCCGCGGCCAUCCCGCCCGCCGCGCUGCUGAGGCCCGCCGGGCCCAUCCGCGCCACGCCCGCCUCCAUCCUCUUCGCCCCCUACUGA